UCGGAUCAAUGACCACGUUAUCACCGGUUCAGGCAUCAGGGCAUUAGGCAUAUUUAAAUGUCAGCAGAGCCAAAAAUUAUUAUUUGGUUAUUGCCGCGUGGCCACUUGACUUGGUCUCGAGUCUACUUAAAACAAUUACAAGACAAUUAUCGUCUCGUUUAGGUAGUGCUUCCGUUUUUUAUUAGUCCGAAAAUGUUUAUGCUCAACAAAUUGAUCAAGAAUCGACGUCCUAGCUCUGGUUUUGGUUUUUCCAAUCACAGAGAUCUUAACGUUGCCAUAAUCGGACAGAGUACGUUUGCCGCCGAAGUAUAUAAAUUGUUAUUGAAAAAUGGCCAUCGUGUUGUCGGUGUUUUCACCGUACUGGACAAAGGGAAUCGACAAGAUCCUUUAGCGGCGGUUGCAUCCGAAGACGGUACAGCCGUAUUCAAAAUCAAAGCCUGGCGUAAAGGUGAAAACGCUUUACCUGAAAUUUUGGAACAAUAUAAAAAAGUAAACCCGGACCUCAACGUAUUGCCGUUUUGUUCUCAAUUCAUUCCUAUGGAAGUUAUAGAACAUCCAAAACAUAAAAGUAUAUGUUAUCACCCUUCAAUUUUACCUAAACACAGAGGAGUCAGUGCCAUAAAUUGGACUUUAAUCAACGGUGACCCCGAAGCAGGGUUUUCAAUAUUUUGGGCAGAUGACGGACUCGAUACCGGACCAAUACUUUUACAGAAAUCAUGUCCUGUUUUACCCGAUGAUACUGUUGAUUCUAUUUAUAAUAGAUUUUUGUAUCCAGAGGGAAUUAAGAGUAUGGCUGAAGCUGUUAAUAUGGUUGCUAAUGGAACGGCCCCGGUAAUACCUCAGUCUACUGAAGGCGCUUCGUUUGAGCCGUCAAUAAGAAAAAAAUUAUUGCAAAAGGUGGAUUGGUCGAAAACUGGAUUAGAAGUGCAUAAUUUCAUAAGAGGUCUAGACAGUUCCCCAGGAGCCUCGGCUCUACUGGACAACAAAGAAGUGAAACUAUUCAAAUCAAUGUUGUGGACUGUAAAAACACCCAAAGGUAAUCAAGUCUUAAUAGAUGGUCUUGAAAAACCUGGUAUUAUUCACGACGACGGUCUAAUUGUGACUUGCGCUAAUGGCCAACAAUUAAAUAUCAGUAGACUAUCUGUGGAUGGACAAAUGAUGGCCGCAAGUAAUUAUGGUAAAAAAAAUAAGGUUCAAGAAGCUGUUGAAUACACCGAAGAGGAAAAAGCUAUGGUUUCUGUUUUGGAAAAUAUUUGGAAGAAUAUAUUAAACACAAAUAUAGUCAAAGAAACACAUUUCUUUCAAACCGGUGCUGGUUCUAUGGACGUAGUUCGGUUAAUUGAAGAGAUAAAAGAUAAACUGAAUUUGACAUUGAAAAAUGAUGAUGUAUACAUGUCCCCAGUUUUUCAUGAAUUUUGCAACACAUUCGUAAAAAGAUCCAGGGGUACAUUAGAGGGUAAUAAGCGCAUAGAAUACGAUCCAGUCCAAAUGGACGUCAAUAAUAUGAAAUUACAAUUUCCUAAGCAACUUUUUAUCAACGGCCAGUUUGUCGACUCCGAGUCGGGCAACACAAUAGAGUGCGUUAAUCCUGCAAAUGAAUCUGUUAUUUGUUUGGUUCAAUGUGCUUCUGAAAAUGAUGUAGAUCGAGCAGUUGAUGCAGCCAGUAGAGCUUUUAAUAAUGAAUGGUCUGAAAUGAGUCCAAGAGAUAGAGGGGCUUUGAUGUAUAAAAUAGCAGAUCUAUUGGAAAAGAAUAAAGAAGAAUUAGCAACAAUAGAGUCUAUAGAUUCUGGUGCAGUUUACACUUUGGCACUAAAGACUCACAUUGGCAUGUCAAUCGAUGUUUGGCGAUAUUUUGCUGGAUGGGCUGACAAAAUACACGGACAGACAGUACCAAUAUCACACGCUAGACCGAACAGAAACUUAACUUUUACCAGAAAAGAACCUAUUGGGGUCUGUGGUAUAAUUACUCCAUGGAAUUAUCCUUUAAUGAUGUUAUCUUGGAAAAUGGCGGCAUGUUUAGCUGCUGGCAAUACUGUUGUUAUGAAACCAACAGAAUUAUCUCCACUUACCGCUUUAAAAUUUGCUGAAUUAUCUGUCGAGGCAGGCUUUCCGCCUGGGGUCAUAAAUAUUCUCCCUGGACUUGGUUCCGAAACUGGGAAAGCAAUAGCCGAGCAUCCGGAUAUAAGAAAAGUAGGGUUUACUGGCAGCACAUCAACAGGUCAUUUAAUUAUGAAGGCAGCCUCAGAAUCAAAUCUCAAGAAAGUUUCUCUGGAACUCGGCGGGAAAUCCCCUCUAGUCAUAUUUGACGACUGUGAUUUAGAAAAAUCCAUUAGGAUGAGCAUGGGAGGCGUGUUUUUCAACAAGGGAGAAAAUUGCAUAUCUGCUGGCAGAAUAUUUGUGGAGUCUAAUAUACAUGAUGAAUUUGUAAAUAGAGUUGUUGAAGAAGUUAAAAAAAUUAAAAUUGGCAACCCGUUAGAUCGUGAAACACAUCAUGGACCACAAAAUCACAAAGCUCAUUUGGAUAAAUUGAUUAGUUAUUGUAAAAAGUCACAAAACGAAGGCGCCGUUUUAAGAAUUGGAGGAAAGCGAUUGGACCGACCCGGUUAUUUUUUCGAACCAACCGUAUUUACCGGCGUUGAAGAUCAUAUGUUUAUUGCACAAGAAGAGUCGUUUGGACCAAUCAUGGCAGUAUCCAGGUUUAGCGGCAGUGAUUUAAAUGCCAUCAUUAAAAGAGCUAACGCCACCGAGUAUGGCUUGUCUUCGGGCAUAUUCACAAAAGACAUCAGCAAAGCGUUGAGAUUUGCUGAAAAAAUUGAUGCCGGCACAGUGUUCAUUAAUACUUACAACAAGACUGAUGUUGCUGCUCCGUUUGGAGGUUUCAAAAGAUCUGGAUUUGGCAAAGACUUAGGAGAAGAAGCAUUGAACGAGUACUUAAAAACUAAAUGUGUUACAGUAGAGUAUUGAGUAAUUAAUUAAAUGAAAAAGUGAGUAUAUUAGUUAUUACAUUUCUCAAUGUUGUCAACGAGUUUUCUGAAUUCAUUCCAUAUGAUCAACGAAUCUAUACACACAGUGCCACCACCUCGUCGAGUUUGAUCGCCCUAUAAAAAUAUACUUAAAUUAAUAUUGUCAUACAUUUCAGUUUUAAAACCAUUUUUUAACUUACGGCUCGAUUGACAUCUCCAAUACAAGUUAAAGGGAUUGAAUUAUUUACACUAGUAGCCCAUUUUGAAUGAUCUUUAGACGAUUUGUACCUAAGUUUUACACCCUUCAUGACUAUCGAUUUAAUAUUCAUUGUUCUGUGUAAAAUAAGUUCAUGUUUAAAAUUUUUUUUUUAAUACCUUUUUUAUUCCGUUUGGUUUUUACGUACUUGAAUUUAUUAGAACAACUUGAGUUAAACCUGUCUCUCGAAUUCAACCAAGUUUCUGUGUAUAGAUCCGAUUGUGCUAGGUUGGUUACCAAAUCUUCAUACAAAUCUAUAAUAUUUGUGAUACAUUAUUUUUUUAAUUCUUGCAUAUUAAUUUUUUUUAAUAUCUAAUUGUUAUUAAUUACAUUUUUUAUUUUUAUUAAAAUUUAAAUAAUUUUAAAU
This is a messenger RNA of Adelges cooleyi (spruce gall adelgid), 3586 nucleotides long. Its product is annotated as cytosolic 10-formyltetrahydrofolate dehydrogenase. Gene Ontology annotation, molecular function: aldehyde dehydrogenase (NAD+) activity; formyltetrahydrofolate dehydrogenase activity. NCBI's taxonomy places the organism in Eukaryota, Metazoa, Arthropoda, Insecta, Hemiptera, Adelgidae. Gene Ontology annotation, cellular component: cytoplasm. Bases 193 to 2964 code for a protein of 923 amino acids. The record is from RefSeq and is a predicted model, not a curated record. Gene Ontology annotation, biological process: one-carbon metabolic process; 10-formyltetrahydrofolate catabolic process; biosynthetic process. The transcript is spliced from 15 exons.